Molecule: messenger RNA, 471 nt
Organism: Anisakis simplex (herring worm)
Lineage: Eukaryota; Metazoa; Nematoda; Chromadorea; Rhabditida; Anisakidae
Source: the annotation of a GenBank genome assembly
AUUCUGCGUCGAUUCGCGCACACGGAUGUGCGAUUCCCAAACUUCGAUGAGUAUCGUCACGAUGCCACACUUGACUGCAAAAAAGCGGCAAGAGAAACUGAAGAUGAACGCAGAGUGGUUCCACAAAUGAUCUAUUACGGAGUAGGAGGAAUGUUGGCAUUGAUGACCGCCAAGGAGUCCGUGCAAAAAAUGGUUGCUUUCAAAGGUAUGGCCUGUGAUCAGGUGGCACAGGCUUUUACCAUUGUGAACAUGGAUGAAAUACCCGAGGGACAGACGAAAACGUAUGAAUGGCAAGGAAAACCAGUGUUUGUCAAGCACCGAACAGCACAUGAGAUCGAAGAAAUGAAAGCGAUUAAUAUAAGCCAAUUGAGGCAUCCGGAGUCUGAUAGUCAACGAGUGAAACGAGCUGAAUGGCUGGUUGUAGUUGGUGUUUGUACACAUCUCGGAUGUGUUCCGAGUCGUAAGUUUUAG